Messenger RNA from Lodderomyces oxycetoniae, 1284 nucleotides. Its product is annotated as tRNA-5-taurinomethyluridine 2-sulfurtransferase. Gene Ontology annotation, biological process: tRNA wobble position uridine thiolation. Bases 1 to 1284 code for a protein of 427 amino acids. The record is from RefSeq and is a predicted model, not a curated record. Gene Ontology annotation, cellular component: mitochondrion. NCBI's taxonomy places the organism in Eukaryota, Fungi, Ascomycota, Pichiomycetes, Serinales, Debaryomycetaceae. Gene Ontology annotation, molecular function: sulfurtransferase activity. The transcript has a single exon.
AUGCUUCGUAGUGUUUUACGAGCGAGGCUGUUACGAUAUUGGUCACUACGCUAUAACCAUACCCAACCAUUGCCGCCAUACUACCCCAAACAAAUUUCUCAAACUUGUAUCACGGCAUCACCACAACCCACAAAUGACCUCGUCCCAUCGGAUGGUUAUUUUCAACCGCAUCCAAACCCCAAUGAUCAUAUCGUGGUGGCAAUGUCGUCUGGAGUAGACUCAUCUGUAUGCGCGGCACUAUAUCUGAAAUAUUCUCAUGUUCACGGAAUCUAUAUGGCAAAUUGGUCUCAGAGUUCUCAAUGUACUGAACGAGAUUGGAAAGAUGUGCAGACCGUAUGCUCAGCGCUCGGGAUACCUUGUGAGCGAUUAAACUUUGAGCGAGAGUAUUGGAAUGAUGUGUUUCAGCCCAUGUUGGAGAAAUACUCUCUGGGACUAACACCUAAUCCCGAUGUUGGAUGUAAUAAAUUUGUCAAGUUUGGCAAAUUAGUUGAUGUGCUUGAACAGCGAUAUAAGGGUAAAAAAUGGUGGCUUGUCACUGGUCAUUAUGCUAGAGUGAUGAAAAAGAGGGAUGAUGAAUAUCAUUUGUUGAGGGGAUUGAGCACACGCAAGGAUCAAAGUUAUUAUCUCUCACUGAUACCGAGUUCAGUAUUGCCAAGAUUGAUUUUGCCUAUGGGCCAUAUGCUCAAGGAAGACACGCGUGGGUUGGCAAAACAGUAUCACUUACAUGUUAGCACAAAGCCUGAUUCUCAAGGACUAUGUUUUGUUGAUCCGCAACAUGGCAAUUUUAGAGAUUUCUUGCUGGAGUAUAUUGAGUGUACCCCAGGUGAGGUUGUCACGGAGGACGGCAAAGUAUGGGGUUUUCAUAAAGGAUUAUGGCAUGCUACGAUUGGGCAAAAACUGAGUAUACUGAUGCCGCAGGGUGAUCCCCAGUAUAAGGGAGUUUGGUUUGUAGCGGAAAAGAAUAUUGAAAAAAACCAAUUGGUCAUUGUUAGGGGCCACGAUCAUCCCAAGUUGUACAAGUCCAAAGUUGAAGUUGUUGAUUGUGAAUGGGUGUAUGAUUGGGAGAAAGUCAAAGAAAUCAAUUUGGAAGAACUUCAAUUUCAAUACCAUUCAUUGACCAAAGCUACACCAAUAAAGAAACUUAGUGUUAUUCAAGAAAAUGGACAGAAAUUAAAAAUUGAGUUGAUGAAACCAGUCAGGGCUAUGGCUCCCGGACAGCAAGGUGUGCUAUACAGAGGACACCAGGUUCUAGGUGGCGGGAUGAUUUCAAAAACCGAGGAAUAA